CUUCAAAAACCCAAACCAAAGUUUAAUUUUGCAGCGUUCAAUUAAAUAGACAGUUAUGGGCUCGUGUUUUGACAAGCUCGUGACAAGCGUGUCCAUAACGAUAUGCGCUAAGGAUAUUAUGUACUCGUCGGAUUAUAAUGUUGUUACGGUUUAAUGUUUCCUAGCGCAGGUGAUAAGUAUGCGAACUCAUCUGACCAUUAUCAUUAACGGUGAGCAAAGUGCUGUUAUGGACAAGGGCACGUUGCUUGACCAACACGUUUAUGGUUUAGCGUAAUCAAACGCGAAUUAGCAGCAACAGAAAACGAUAUGGAAGUCUCAGAGGAUCCUGAUGCCGACGCCGUGACCUUACACCUGUCUCAGACCCUUCAUACUGCGAUAGGUGUCUUUCUUUCAGCUUCAAGUUUGAUCGGUAUUUUGGCAAACGUAAUCGUCCUGAUUGCCUUUUGGAGACUGAUUACCACGCGACUGUCACCAGCAUCGAUCGUGCUCAUCAACCUCACACUUAGUGACCUCGGCAUUUUACUCAUGGGAUUUCCUUUUAAUGCCACAUCGCAUUUUGCUGGACGAUGGUUGUACGGGGCCCUAGGGUGCCAGAUAUAUGGGUUUUGUUGUUUUUUAUUUGGGACAGCUCAUAUUGGCACUCUGUCUCUUCUAGCUUAUGAGCAAUACCGGACCAUCUCGAGAAUGCGGCCGGACGCAGCGCCUUCGCAAAGCUACCUCGAUCGCUUACAGCGUACGUAUAUCUUCUACGCAGUACUAAUUUGGACGUUUGCGUCGAUUUGGGCUACACCACCGUUGUACGGUUGGAGUCGUUACUCGCUGACGCCGUUUGGAACAGCGUGCACAAUCGACUGGAGACGAAAUACAUAUGAAUAUAAAACAUAUAUUAUAGCAUAUUUUAUCGGUGGAUACAUACUGCCAUUUUCGUUAAUUAUCUAUUCAUUUCGGAAAAUGAUUCUAAUGAAACGGGCCUAUCGGACGGAGUUCGCACGACGAUCAAUAGGAAGCUCGCAAAGCCAACAGCCCGCCAUUAUCGACACGCUUAAGCAGCAACGAGAAGAAGACCUCACCAUGACGUCUCUUCUCAUCGUAACGUCUUUCCUUUCGACCUGGACUCCAUAUGCCGCUCUCUGCCUUUGGAGCGUCUUUUUCGGACCAUCUACCGUACCUUCGUGGCUGAUGAUCGCUCCAAAUAUAUGCGCAAAGGCCUCAGGUGCCUUAAAUCCGUUUAUUUACUCACUUAGUAAUCGAAACCUUCGAUCGGCUAUUGCAGACACUAUUCGGGCGGCAAAGGCUAGCCUAUGCAGAGAGACAGGUCAGCCAGGCGACGUUCAGGACGAAACAACACAAAUGGCUGAAUGUACUGAAUUGUCUUCGACUACUCCUGCGAGUCAGCGAGAUAGUUUUAUUAAUAUAUAAACAAUAUGUUGAUAAAUAAUUGAAACUAGCUGGCCUUCUAGGUCAUUGCUAACGUAACCGCAGACUGUGAAGUAUGAUACAAUACAAGUUACCUUUCUGGAUCCUACGCAAAAAACCCUAAAUGAUUAUUUCGCUUUUAAACGAAUGUUAGCAAAUAUGGCCAUUUUGUGCGUAGUACGGAUCCAGGCCCAUCCGAAGGAAGAAUAAGAAAAGAUUGCAACUGAGGCGGCCCAGUUACCUGAAUAAACUAGACAUUGUCUAUUUCCCGUUGGAACGUCGUUUUAGUGAUGCAAAUUUAACCCAGAUGAGCUAUAGAUGUGUUAGCUGAUGUGGACAUCUUUGGA
This is a messenger RNA of Varroa destructor (honeybee mite), 1763 nucleotides long. Its product is annotated as visual pigment-like receptor peropsin. The record is from RefSeq and is a predicted model, not a curated record. Gene Ontology annotation, molecular function: G protein-coupled receptor activity. Gene Ontology annotation, cellular component: membrane. Gene Ontology annotation, biological process: G protein-coupled receptor signaling pathway. Lineage: Eukaryota; Metazoa; Arthropoda; Arachnida; Mesostigmata; Varroidae.